AUGGGCACGCCUACCUGCCACCGCAUUCUCUGGGUUCUUUUUGCCCGGCUGUGUACCUUGAUCUUUCCCGACUUUAUCCUCAAAUACAUUGUCGGUUUACGCACUGCAGCUUCCCGUCAAGCAUGGCGAGAAAAGAUUGCGACGUUGAUUUUGUUUCUUACGGCAGUGGGUGUCUUUUUAUUCUGGAUGGAGUACAUUUCAACAUUGUUCUGCAACCAUGACGAUUACGUGCAAUACGACGACGUGUACAAGAACGAGUCCAAAUAUGUGGAUAUCAAUGGCAACGCAUUCGAAUUUGAAAAGUUCAAGGACUCGCCAACGUGGAAAUCCAUGGCAACCACCCUCGGGCAAUAUUCGGGCUAUGAUGUAUCACCCAUGUUCCCAUGGUUCAUGCAACUCGACCGAGACGACAAGACGUACAAGGAUCCUUGGUUGAAUCGAUGCAUUGUGGAUCCUGGAAGAGUCGCACAAGCCGAUGCUUGGCUCGCACACAAACUCGCCAAUGAUCCAGGCUAUUCCUUUGUCAAUCAACAAGGUGUCAAACAAAUGCAAUGUCCAUGGCCCAAUCGUACCUUGACUUCUGGCGCUCCUUGUUUUCCAUGGCCUGAUCAUACGAUACCCACAAAAGGAGAGAUUGUGUAUGAUCCAAUGAUGGUAGCCAAUUUCACGACAUUACCCACAUCCGAUGACUUUGGACAAGCGUUUGUAAUCCUUGAUGGCAAUGUAUUGGAUGUGACAUCGUACCUGGAUACAGCAACCAAUGUGAUUGAAAUGUCAUCAGGCAUCUAUUCUCGAGCCUUUGCACUGGAUCGCAUGUUUUUACCACUUGACGUGACGAUGAUGCUCUUUAUCAACCUCGGCACAGAUAUCACAGACGACUUUUAUGCCAACAUUACGGAUGCCAACAUUUACGGCCAUUGCUUGCACGAUUUGUUCUUCAAGGGCGUCGUCCAGAAUAACGCUCCUACAGGAUGCAGGCGCAUCAACCCUGCAUUAUGGGCUACGAUGGGUAUUGGCUUAAUCUACUUUUUGCUAAAGAUGAACCUUGCCCACUUGUGUCGAUUACGAUUCAUGCAACGAUUCUUGUUUUCAUCCUCCUUUGGUGAAAAACUCUCAGCAACAGCAGCAGCAGCAAAAUCAUCUUCUCCAUUUACCAUCUUGUUGGUGCCUUGUUUUGCAGAACCAUGCGAGAUUUUACGGCAAACAUUCGAGUCCUUGGCACGAUCCAAUUAUGAUGAUGAACGCAAAUUGCUGCUCUUUGUAUGUGAUGGAUCGGAAGCACAAAGUCGCUAUGACAGCAAACCAGCCCAUGUGUGUCUUUUGGAAUUGCUUGGAUACAGCGGCAAUACAGCUACCACGGCAGAGGAACAGCCCUAUGUAUCCUUGGGUCAACAUGGCAAACGUACCAAUUGUGGCAAGGUCUAUGCAGGCUUUUAUGAAACAGGCCGUAAUCGUGUUCCAUACUUGGUGGUUGUCAAAACGGGUGCUCCUGGUGAGGAACGUACCGAAACGAAUGGCAAUGUUGGGAACCGUGGCAAGCGAGAUUCGAUGGUAUUGGUCAUGAGCUUUUUGGAACGGUGCACGAAUUUGGCGAGUCAUCGUAUGGCACCCCUUGAAUAUGAAUUGUUCAAUCAAUGCUACAGUGUUCUUGGUAUUGAUCCACGUCGCUUCAAGUAUAUGCUUGUGGUGGAUGCCGAUACGCAGGUCCAUCCUGAUGCUGUACCACGGCUUGUGGCUCGUCUUGAAGCUGAUCGUCGAAUGCUUGCCGUGAGUGGACAUGCACGACCCGCCAACCCAGAACAAAACAUCAUCACCAUGCUUCAAGUUUUCCCCUUGUAUCAAACAUUUUAUUCGGGCUUGGCUUAUGAAGCUUUUCUUGGGACCGUUUUAUCAGUGAAUGGUGGCCUUGUCAUGUAUAAGUUGUGGACGGAGCAUAUGCCUGGUGAUGAUAUACAACAUUUGCGUCAGCAAAAGCGUUCAUGGUGGUCGAAUUGGUGCUGGCCAAGGAGUAGCAAAAGUACAGCAUCAUCACAGCAAACAAUUCAACAACAACACGAGACCAAAUGGCCCAAAGUCAGCGAUGAAAUUCACCCCGAGCAAGUACCAUGGGAUCAAGCUUCUUCUUCUCCUGCCGAUGCUGUUGCAAGUCUGGAUCAAGAAUCACGACUAUCGUUAUCGCCCAAUUCAGGGAUUCGGCUAUGUUGCAUCCAUCCAACUGUACUACGAGGGUUUGCUGCUGCACGAGCUGAUACGUUACAUAUGCAAAAUGUUCUGCUGUUGGGUGAGGAACAAUACUUGGGUGUGGUCUUGCUCAAAUCGCAUCCACAACAUCGACUUGGAUUUGAACCUGAAGCUGUUGGCUAUGUGACCCUACCCACCCAUCUAUGGUCCUUGCAAGCAUUACAGUCUCGCAACCUAAGAUCAGCCUUGCAUAUCCAUCUUGAGUUACAGCGCGUGGCAUGGGACCUAGGUUUCACAUGUUGGAUCUUAUCGGUGACCAAGUUGGUCGAUAUGCUUUUCUCGGUGCCAAUCAUUAUCUACUCGUAUAGCAUCUUUGUACGCUAUCUUAUGGAUUUUGGACUUGCAUAUGCCAUCAUUGCACUUUGCUUUUGUUGUUUGAUCACGCUGCACAUUAUCUACUUUAUCGUACGUCGGCAAUUCAAGUAUGUCCUUUGGUUCAUUAUCUAUUGUCUCUUUUCGGUGCCAUUGUUUGCGGUGUGGUUUCCCAUUGUCGCCCUUUGGAGCUCUGAUUAUGCCGAUCGCUGGUUUGAUGUAUGGCCCACGGCAUCACGUAGUCGUUACAGAGGUCGUGCGCACGGCAUCAUUGAUCGACAUCAUCACAAAGACGACGAAUCCACAGAGAAAGACGAUGAAGAUGAUAAUGCAACCUAUGAGCCAAAACAACAAGAUCACGAGCAGCAACAGCAACAAGCCAUGAUGGUGGUACCACGUAUGCGUUUGGGUGAAUAUGAAGCGAUUGAAGCUGAACGUGCCUAUCAACGUGCAAUGGAAGAAGCGGCUGCAUUGGAUUCCAAGUUUCGAGGAUUUACUGGAUUUGUGGAAGAAGGACGUAGCAACAGCAUUCGAUCACUUCCAUCACGUCGUUCGCUUGAUCCUUUUAGCGAUCCAUUGCCACCCACAGGAGCAACAACACGCUUUAACCGAUUGAGUCAAGCCAAUGAUGGAUACAAUACAGCAUCGUCUUCACCCACUGCUAGUGUACGUGCAGGAUCUAUGGCCAAUCCAUUUGCAUCAGCCUUGGAUAAUCCAUUCCAUGAUGAGUAUGCUGUCAAGUCACAUGAUCAAUUGGGGACUCCUGCUGCUGACGAGACCAUCUACAAUCGCAAACAUCAUCGACAUCAUCAUAAGCAAAGUCAAUCGCAAUCCUCGUAUUUCAGCCAUGCAUCCUCACGCACCAACACGCCUCCUAUUACUACUGCUGCUACAGCAGAAGAGCUUCGUCACCUUUACACGCCUCCUUUACAACCACCUCGUGCUGCUACUCCAUUGGUGAAUGGCUAUGCAACUGUGUCAUCCUCUUCCUCAUCAUCAGCACGUCGUUAUAUGGAGGGGCAUCAUCAUAUACGAGCUCAUUCAACUGAUUCUGUGCUUGCCUCUGAUCAAUGUUCGAUUCAUUCCACAGCGUCCAAUAGUUUAUCCAUUGCCAGCUCCAACCUUAGCAUGGAUCCAGAGCUAUCACUUGAAAACAGCCGCUAUGAUCCCUUUUAUCAGACACCAACAAGCAUCAACAACAGGAACAGUAAUAGCAUGGUGAAUGAAGAAGGCCGUAGUGCUGCAUUGCAUGGUCGUGUGGGACUUCGUAUACCAGGACAUAUGGCUACGGCAGGAUUGCCACCUCCAGCUGCUGCAACAACAACAACAACAUCCAGUGGACCCGGCGCCUCUUUAUUACCUGCACGUAUACGUGCUGCUGCUCGAUUACGUAAACCAUCCACACCGCUCCCUUUGAACCAUCAACAUCGACAACAUCAACAACAUCAUCAUCGUAAUGUGAGCGAUAGCAGUGUCAGUGCACGAACAACCACCUCGUCCACUUUCUAUUCACGACCCCAACAACCCAAUAACAAUGCUACCGAUUUACGAGAAUCGAUUCUACAAGAAAUCCGGUUAUACCUAAAAGAUGCUGAUUUAGAUUCAAUCACACGUGCCCAGGUCAAGGAGCAUCUGUAUCGAUUGUUUGGACCUGCUAUCAUGGAUCAUGAAGAUCAAUCCCUACAAGAUUUCAUCCAUAGAAGCAUUGAAGAUAUUACUCUAGAGCUCUUGACACGUCCUUCAUCUCCUGAUUAG
Molecule: messenger RNA, 4308 nt
Organism: Lichtheimia ornata
Lineage: Eukaryota; Fungi; Mucoromycota; Mucoromycetes; Mucorales; Lichtheimiaceae
Exons: 3
Coding region: 1-4308 (1435 amino acids)
Cellular component (GO): cell septum; cell periphery
Molecular function (GO): chitin synthase activity
Source: RefSeq, a predicted model, not a curated record